UAACCCUUUGGUAUCUAAAUUUCAAGUUUGACUAUUUUUUUUUAUAACUGUAAAAAUUAUAAUUUUUUAAAAAUGCCUCCAAGUCCAUACAACCGUAGAAAGAAACAAAAAAAUAGUAAUAAUGAAAAGGAUCUAAAUGGUGUUACUGAAUUAGUGUAUGAAUUUUUACGUCAAGUGUCAACAUCAAAUGCUUUAACACGUCGUCGAAAAAAUGCUUUAUACAAUUUUCGAAAGUCUAAUUCAAUCAAAAAAAGGCCUGAUGUCAAAAAAUAAUUAAAUAUACCUGAAACAUACAUUGAAAAAGGAUAAGUAUGAAUUUUUAAAUACCUUUUCCUGGACAUGAAUGCGUGCAAAAAACAAUAUGUGUAUGAGAAACAGUAACACUUGUCAUGAUCUUCCCCGAUUACUGAUGAGGUUAGAAGCUUUUGCAAAACAUCAGGUGUUGGUUCUCACAGUUACGACAAUCUCUGAACGAUCUGAUCACGUUAUACAAUGUGCACGAGUUUAUACUAGUCCAAUGCAACGAAGGUAAUUUCAGUCUAUAAAAGCCAUUGAAUCAGUCGUUACCAAUAAACCUGUCAAGGAUAUGAACUCUUUAAGUCGAUCAAGGCAUCAUCGAAGUGAAAAGAAACCUAUACCUGAGGACAAAAAAGACGCCAAGUAUUACGAACGCCGCAAAAGAAAUAAUCAAGCUGCUAAAAAGUCUCGAGAUGCUCGAAGAAUGCGUGAAGAUAUUAUUGCAUUAAAAGCACAAUUUUUGGAAAAUGAAAAUGUAUUUUUAUGGAAAAAAGUAGUGUUAUUAUCUCAAGAGUUAGAAAAACUAGUGGCUUUUGUUCAAGAAAUUCAACGAAAUAUACCUGACCUGAGAAGUAAUCACAGCUUGUGGUUCAGUAAUUAUUUACAAACAACAUAUAUUCCAGAACAAACGUCAUGUUGUAUGAAGAAUAUUCAUGGCACAAUUACAGAAUAUCCUACAUCAGUUGAAAGUACUACGACUAGCGUGACAGCAUUAACUACAUUUAUCUCACGACUCUCAUCACAAUUACCAACACUAUCUACUUUGUAAAAUCUAUAUAUUUCUAGA
Messenger RNA from Chelonus insularis, 1084 nucleotides. RefSeq names its product nuclear factor interleukin-3-regulated protein-like. Gene Ontology annotation, molecular function: DNA-binding transcription factor activity, RNA polymerase II-specific; RNA polymerase II cis-regulatory region sequence-specific DNA binding. Bases 587 to 1066 code for a protein of 159 amino acids. Gene Ontology annotation, biological process: regulation of transcription by RNA polymerase II. Lineage: Eukaryota; Metazoa; Arthropoda; Insecta; Hymenoptera; Braconidae. Gene Ontology annotation, cellular component: nucleus. The transcript has 3 exons. The record is from RefSeq and is a predicted model, not a curated record.